CGGACGUAACCGUUAGCGAUCUACACACGUUAAUAAUUCAUAAUGUGGCAUUUCGCACGGGUGCAAACAUGUCAAAAGAAGCGUUUGAUGAAAUGUCAGUUUUAUCCUCCAUAUACUGCGAGCAGGGCGAAUUCGAGGUAUUAGAAGAGUCACCUGAGAGGGGAAUCGUGUACCGCAUACACACACUGACAGAGAGGGACAACGAGAAGACUCCGCUAGGCCUUAUUUUCCACAUCUCUCCCAGCUACCCCCACACUCCUCCAGAUAUCAGCAUCAGUUCCAGCCACUUAUCGAGGAAAGAGUGUCAUGACCUGAGACAGCAAUUACUGGACACAGCACGAUCACUUCCACCAGAGCCCAUGAUCCAUGGCUUAAUGCUGUGGCUUCAGGAAAACUUCUCUGACUUGAUCAAAACAUCAAGCUGCCAUUCAGCAGAGGUCAGAGCAGAAACGACUGAAGAAACAUGGACCGCUUUACUACAUUUAGAUCACAUGAGAUCCAAAGCAAAAUACACAAAACUGAUUGAAAAAUGGGCUUCAGAGCUGCGUCUCACUGGAAGACUCUUUACGGGCAAACCGAUAUUGAUUCUGCUGCAAGGAACGAAGGAAAAUAUUAAAGAAUACAUACACCUUCAGAAGACUGUAAAAGUGGAUGUUGAUUCUUCAGGGAAACGCUGCAAGGAAAAGAUGAUGAGCGUCCUUUGUGAGAUUCCACAACCAGAGGAGAGGAGAAUGAUGUCUACAUUUGAAGUGAAAGACGUUUUAUCACUUGAUGACCUCAAAAGGGAGUUUGAUCUUGUUGGACUAACUGAGCUUUAUGACCAGUUUGUGCCCUCAUUCAUCUGACAGGACAGCUGCUGUGUAACACACACUCUCUCCACUGGGUGGGGCCGCACUCAACAACUCUGAUGGAUUCCCAUAAUAAAAAACGUCAUGUAAUUUUCUUUAAUAGCUUAUAAUGCAAAAUAUGCUGUUUUAUAAUAUUCCCAGUUAAACUGUUUAUAACUAUAUGUCAGUGCCAGGUCUAAAAUACAGGACAUGUAUCCUUACGGAGUUGGACUGGUAAAAAUGUUCAUAAAUUGCAGGAAAUUGUAAACACAAGAUCAAAACAACAUCAAAAUAAAAAAGGGUAGUGAAACUA
Molecule: messenger RNA, 1140 nt
Organism: Rhinichthys klamathensis goyatoka
Lineage: Eukaryota; Metazoa; Chordata; Actinopteri; Cypriniformes; Leuciscidae
Gene: rwdd3
Product: RWD domain containing 3
Exons: 4
Coding region: 69-845 (258 amino acids)
Biological process (GO): positive regulation of protein sumoylation; positive regulation of hypoxia-inducible factor-1alpha signaling pathway
Molecular function (GO): protein binding
Source: RefSeq, a predicted model, not a curated record